Carassius carassius (crucian carp) is the source of this 1357-nucleotide messenger RNA. RefSeq names its product protein FAM89A-like. The transcript is spliced from 2 exons. NCBI's taxonomy places the organism in Eukaryota, Metazoa, Chordata, Actinopteri, Cypriniformes, Cyprinidae. Bases 158 to 685 code for a protein of 175 amino acids. The record is from RefSeq and is a predicted model, not a curated record.
GCGAGUUGAGUUCCAGCCUCAGAUUAUAGUGUUGUUCGCAGCGGUGGCUGUUACAUGGGUUUUUCGACAUCAAGGUGUUAAGGUCUUUAAGAAAAUUAUCACAUGCUGUUACUGUCCACUCGUCUGUGAGCAGAGCGUGUUAUCUGUGGAUGUUAGUAUGAAUGGUAAGGUCGGGAAUGGAGCAGCGGGCGGUGUGCUGGCCUGUAUCGAGGGUCUUCCGCCACUGCCCAAGAGCCUGAGCGGACUGCUCAACUCCAGCGGCGGCUCGUGGAGAGAGAUGGAGAGGAUGUACGUGAAGAAGACCAUGAUUCAGGACGACUUGAGCCGAGGAAGGAAUAACACGGACAGUCUGCUGUCCAAUAAACCAGCAAACCUGGAUGCCGCCCUUGCUUUGCUCAGAAAAGAGAUGGUUGGUCUGCGGCAGCAGGACAUGUCCCUGCUCUGUCAGCUCUGGUCCCUUCACGAAUCCAUCCAGGAGUACAAGGGCAGCUGCCAGGACCUCUCCGCUGUGUCCAGUGCGGAUGGACCCUACGGGAUGGAGAACGGUUAUUUCGACGAAGAUGAGGAAUAUUAUACUGAAUCCGGUAUGACGCCAGCCGAGACGCCUGAUGGAAAUGACACAUCUCCUAAAAACGGGACAUCCAAAGACGGCUGGAUACAUGACUCGUUCCAUAUCACAAUCUAAAACACUUGACUUUUAUUCUGUGAUAAAUACAAGCUGUGCCAUUAUUUAGUUUGCUGCUUCUUGUUUAGUUUUACAGCAGACUCUUUCUACAGGACAUAUAACUGAGAAUUAUUAUUUAUUGUAAAAUAUUCUAUACAGUAUUUUUCUUCUGAUUUAAUCAACAUUGGAAAUUUUAUAGGAUCUUUUUAAUAAGGGGAGAAGCAUAUCAUUUCAUAAUAAGGUUUACAGUAAAUCAUGUUAAACUUGUUGAUGGAUUUCUAGAAAUUUGUUUUGAAGCUUCACCCCUCUGAAUUCUGAAAAGUCUUAUUUCUUGUUGAGCAGUCGCUCGCUGGGUGCUUGCAGGAGACCGGGAUUUGUUUUUUAUUGAAAAUAUGAAUUCUGAAUAUGCUGGAAAUGCUAUGUAUUCUUUGCUGAAAUGUAAUCCAGGGUCUAACCAGCACAAAGAUCUUGUGACCGCAUCACCAAAACAAAACGCAAUGUCCCAGUUUGCUCUCUGCGUUAUGUAUUGUGUAACUCCUUAGGAACAUAUAGUAAAUAGAUAACCAGCUCCAGAACAUUUCAAUAGUAUUUCCUUCUCAUCUUGUAUAAACCUAUUGUAGAUGGUGUAUUGUAGAUGUUUUAUUUAUUUACUCCUAAUUGCUGCUUGGAUUCAGUCUUCCGUUGUGCUUGAAC